Messenger RNA from Drosophila kikkawai, 3062 nucleotides. The record is from RefSeq and is a predicted model, not a curated record. Lineage: Eukaryota; Metazoa; Arthropoda; Insecta; Diptera; Drosophilidae.
AUGUCAGAGUCACCUAUAGAAGGUAAUAAUAUAGGUCCGUCCUUGGAUGUCAUCUUUGAUUCCUACGAGGAUCCUGAUAGAAAAUAUAUUCAGAAUGUUCUGACGACUCUCAACGAGGAUGUUGAAACCAUUUCCUCGGAUUCCGACAAUUCCGAGAUUGUCGCGGAGACCAUAAAUGGCAGAUUAGUGGAUUACAAUAAUAUCGAAAGAAAACCGUUUUGUAAAACCUACGAAGAUCCACCAAAUGGAGCAAAUCAACAGAGUCCCAAAAGCGAAAGGAGUUUUAAGGAAGAGUGGGAUUCUGAAACCGAGAGAAACAAUGCUGCUGAAAGUCCCAGGCCAACACACGAAAGGAUUUUUCCGGAAUCGCCGGAACCGGAUAUCAAAAGAUCUCAAGCCGCUGAAAGUCCAAAGUCAAGCAGCUCGGAAUCGUCGAAAAACAGAGAUUCGAAAGAUUCCUCUUCAGACAGCUUUGAUUUUCCAUCAACCUCCGAAAAUUCCAGCGACGAUGAGUUGGACAAUGCGGAGCAACAUGAGAGCUAUAACUUCUACCAUCCGAUGCCCAUCUCAGUGGGACCCCUGCCCUCUAUGCCGCUCUAUGAUAUGGAUUUCAAUCUUGUUGAGGAUGUUCCCGAGGUAGUUCCUAUAAAAAUUAAGGAAGAGGUCCUAUCAGAGGGGGAGUGUGAAUCAAAACCCCUCGAAGAUAAGGCCCAACUCUCCGAAAGUGAAUCGGAAUCCAUUGACAGUUUGGCCGAGUUUAUGCCAAAUUCUGAAGCUAACAGCGUGUAUCCAGAGGUUUUUUACCCCUCAGAAGGCAAGAAAAAAUUUAAAUAUUGGGAAGACACUGCCAAGCGACCCAUUGACAAGGGCGAAAUACCCGAAGAGGAAUUGCAGGCCAUUUUAAAGGAAGAGGAAAAGCUGAGGAAGAACGAGAAAUCAUCAUACGACAGCCGGAGUGAGGAUUCCGACGAGGGAGAAGAUUCCGGCAGAGAAGACGCCAAGCGUAAUGGCCUGGAUUUCUACGAGGACAUUGUACAGUUCCAGAUUGGCAGCACAACGAGUAGCAGGUUGUUGGUAGUCAAGGAUGAAAGCGUGUUUUUGGAGUACGAGGAGUGCAUCAAGCAGCUCCAGCAGCUCAUUCAGCUGGCACCCAGCAUUCACAAAUAUGAGAUAUACUUGCUACUAUACCCUCUGAUCGCUUUGACCUACCUGCAGAUGAUGGCCAGCGAUAACUUUCCGCGGGCGAGAGUGUUUCUAAAUCGAUUUACCAGCCAGUUGGAUGACUCCUUUACCCCCAGAUUUACUAAGCUCUUGAGUAUCUGCAGGCCGGCAGAGGUACCCCAUCGGGCCAGGAAGCUACUCGCUGGCUUUGAGAAGCUGGAGAUGCACAUGUCAGCGGGAGCUUACACCCAGUUCGUGGAGCACAUGGAGGGCUGGACCAAGGCGCAGCAGGACAAGGUGCUCACCCAUUUUCUUGUAAGGAGGUACAGUGAAAUGGAUGAGCCCAAGCAACGGUUUGCCCCGGGACAGCCUCUUCUAGAGGUCAUUUUCUGGGCUGCCCCGGAACCCUUGCACAAGACAGACUAUACCUCGCGACCCCUGCUGCGAGCCAGGCGAAGGAAAAAGGGUUCCCUGCCGGACAGGAAUAUUCACCUGCCGCCCACUGGGAAGAUUUACACGCCGACGCCCAAGAGAAUGGAUUUGCUGCGACGCAAGACCGACGAGCAGUAUCGCAAGAAGCUGGAUAGGAAUAAUCUUCCCUCCGCUUACGUGUACACUGCCCCAAACUGCGACGAGGUAGUGACCUGUGCCACAUUCUCGGAAGGCGUGGGCAUGCUGGCCGUGGGCACCGUCAGCUCCUCCAUACACAUCUUCUCGCUGAAGUCCUCGAAGCUGGUCCAACUGAAGCCGGCCCACUGGCUGAAGGCUCUGGACACGGGAAUGGCGGGCAUUGACAAGGGGAUGCUGGAUCCCACCAAGAAGUACUCGCGGCGCACGCUCCGAGGCCACCAGGGAGCGGUCUACAGGUUGUCCUUUAACCCAGAAGAUCGGUACUUACUUAGCUGCUCGGAGGAUUGCAGUAUGCGACUGUGGUGCCUGAUGUCCUGGAACUGUGUGGUCAUCUAUCCCGGCCACCUCUCGCCCGUGUGCUGUGUGAUCUACGCCCCCCUGGGUUAUUACUUUGCCACUGCCUCGGACGAUUGCACGGCCAGGGUGUGGGUGCAGGACAACAAGCGAGCAGUGCGGAUUCUCAAGGGGCACUUGGCCGAACUGGAGGUGUGCCUGUUUCAUCCGAAUCGCCAUUACUUGGCCACGGGAUCAGCAGAUGCCACGGUUAGGUUGUGGGAUAUUCCAAAAGGUGCCCAGGUGCGUCUCUUUGCUGGCCACAGAGGAAGGGUCACGGCGCUGGCCUUCUCCGCUUGUGGCCGCCACUUGGUCUCUGGCGGGGAUGACAGCCUCAUCAUGAUCUGGGACAUUACCAACGAGAAGUUGGUUCAUUUUCUGAGCCACCACAAGUCGGCAAUCAAUACGAUUCAGUUCUGUUUGGACAGCAACUUGCUACUGGCGGGCGGACAGGAUUGUCAGUUGACGAUAUGGGACUUUAAGAAAAUUCUCCAUCACACUAAGUCAACGAGGAGUAGAAAGCACGCGGAGAUUCCGCAGGCGAAGGAUUUUCUCAUAAAAUCCUUCUACACCAGAAAUGCAGCCUUCUAUACGAUCCGUUUCACCCGGCGGAAUCUUCUGCUGGCCUUCUGUGUGGCCGCCCGCGAACCCGAAAGGCACCUGCAGAUGGCCAGGGAAAGGCAGGAGAACGAGGAGCGGAGGAGGGAGGAUCUGGGUGAGUGGAUGGAGUUCCUCGACCUGAUCAAAAUGAAGGCUGUUAUGAGUGGUUAGUAUAAGUUAGGUGUAGGUAUUAUAAUUAAAUAAAGGAUAUUUACGUAAAGAGUUUUGUUACGAAAGAAAGUGAUUUUCCAACAGAUAAACAAGUAUUUAUAGCUCUUUUUCAAUCAUGUUAACAACAAUUUACUUUGUUAAAAUAUCUAAUAAAAUAGUUAAUAAUU